Chanos chanos (milkfish) is the source of this 1562-nucleotide messenger RNA. It is a transcript of the gene nkd1, whose product is annotated as NKD inhibitor of WNT signaling pathway 1. Gene Ontology annotation, cellular component: cytoplasm. The transcript has 10 exons. Gene Ontology annotation, molecular function: calcium ion binding. The record is from RefSeq and is a predicted model, not a curated record. The coding region runs from base 51 to 1400 and encodes 449 amino acids. Gene Ontology annotation, biological process: negative regulation of Wnt signaling pathway. Lineage: Eukaryota; Metazoa; Chordata; Actinopteri; Gonorynchiformes; Chanidae.
CUGGAUUAUAUCGACUCUAAUGUUUUUAUAUAUCAACCAAAUGCAGAGAAAUGGGUAAACUUCAUUCCAAACAUGCUGCUAUUUGUAAACCGAGGGAAAGUCCUGAAGGUGACAGCUUUGUAGUUAACGCCUGUUUAGCAAAAAAAGGACUGGACGAUUGGUUCGUUAAACAGAAGUAUUACUGCACUGGACCUCGACUGGAGCAACAGGACUGCCACCAUAAAAGUACCUGCGGGUUGACUGCCAGAGAUCCACUGGAUGAAGCUUGCGCAGAGGGGAUCGGCAAUGAACAUUAUCGUUUAGAAGUGGCCCUGCCCCCUGAGAAGAUUGACAACUGUGGCAUCGAAGAGAGAUUGCAAGAACGGGAAGUCCCACCUCCUGCUGGUCCACAAAAACAACUCCAGUUUGAGGAACUGGAAUGUGCCGUGUCUGUAGAAGAGGACAACCGACAGGAGUGGACUUUCACACUCUACGAUUUCGACAACAAUGGCAAGGUCACCAGAGAGGACAUCACCAGUCUGCUGCAUACUAUCUAUGAGGUGGUGGAUGCUUCAGUAAACCACUCCCCCAGCAGCAGUAAGACUCUUCGGGUGAAACUGUCCGUGGCCCCAGACUGCAGCCAGAGGUGGAGGAACUGUUCCCAAGGCAACUCUGACACCCCUCACCACAGACAUAAAGUAGAUAAGUGCAUGGAAGACCCCAGAAGCUCAGAAAAGAAAUCUCGUGCCCUCCUCAGGCGUCACCAUAGCGAUCAUCACAACCAGCAAGGAUGCCAACGUCAUUGUGUGGAUGAGAAUCUGGAGAGACGGAAUCACUACCUUGACCUGGCUGGCAUUGAGAACUAUACGUCCCGCUUUGGAACGAUCCCUGCCACUGAGCCAGUGAAGACGGAGCAUGUGACGAGAGCACUGAACCAAAUGCGGUCCCGCUCCCAUGAGCCGGAAAACGGCCACACCUACCCUCACCACCGCCGCUCUCAGACGGUCGCUGAAUCUGCCGGAGCCGACGGCAUCUGCCCCAGGCCCCCUCGUUCUCAAGAGGCAUCCCGUCACGCCGUACGCUCUCCCAAAACACACAGCAGAACGGCCAACGCGCACAACUCCGUUGGCAGGGCUAUCCGAAGCCGCGGCGCCCCCCCUCCUCCGGCCCUCCCCAGUCAGACCCCCCCACACCAGGCGUCCGGCCCGUACCGCAGGCAUAAACAGAAGCCCAAAGAUGGACCGCAGUACCGGGCCCUAGGCAGUGUGGGAGCCCCGGGGCCAGUGCUGGAGAAGGAACAGGUGAGGGAUCUGCCCAGUGUGGUGUUGUAUGAAGGAGGCUUGGCCCAGGUGGUCCAGCGGCACGAGCACCAUCAUCACCAUGAACAUCAUCAUCACUAUCAUCACUUCUACCAAUCCUGAGGUCUCAUUGUACCACAGCCCCUCCCUCUGACCAAUCUUCUGCUGACCGACGCUCCUAAAGACUACGCCAAGCCAGGGACUCGACUUUGGGGAUGUGACUUAGUCAGGACUGAGAAAGGCAGUGUGAUGCUGUGCCACAGUGACAGGGCCUGUGUGUGUGAG